AUGAGAUUCACAGCUUUGAGUUUAGCUCUAGUUGCAGUCAGUUCCGUUGCUGCCAUGCCAAACCACAGAAGAUCAGCUCCAGUUGGCCUUGAACUUGCUGAAGUAGCAAAGUUCGUUGAGGGUUUCAUCUAUGGAGUCGUCAAGCAAGAAUCAUCCAAUCUUGACACCUGUAUCACUGAUGUUGAAAACAUUGCUCACAAUGUUGAAAUUUCAGUAAAUGAAUUCAAGAAAGAAAACUUCGAUGGAAUCAAGGCUGGUCUUCUCGACCUAGGAAACGCUGUUAAGCUCAUCCCAACUGCUGUUUCUUAAUGUAAAGCAAUCGAACAAGAUUUAUCAGCUGUUGCCAAAAUGGCCGAAGUUUUCUCCAAUCCAUUCUCCCUUAUCUACCACGUCGGAAAGAAUCUAGUUAUUAAUGGAAUUGACAUCUUUGAAAAGAUUGCCAAGGCACUCAUUGCCUAUGGUGAAGCAGACUACUUCUCUUUCGGUACCUACGUUGGUGAAGCAAUGGCUGAAGUUUUCUUGAAGGCUCCAACUCCAAAGAAGCAAACUGACAGAUAAGCAUACGAGUUCCUUGACGGAUUCUACUCUGCUCUUAAUGCUAACUCUCCACUUGACCAAUAGUAGCUCUAUAAUAACAUUGAUGGUCUUGGUAUCAUGAUCUACGGACCAGUUCAAGAAUCUAUGCAAGAGUAUACUAGAGAAGGAAACUUGACCUAAAAGGCAUGGAUGACUCUUCAUGAAAUCUCUCACUCACUUCAAGAGGGUGGUGAAUCACUUCUCGCCAAGGGUGCCAUUACAGCUGAGAACCUUAAUGAUCUUAAGGGCUUCAGCGAAUGCCUUAAUAGAAACACUCCAGAGCAAAUUGAUGUAGCCACUGAACAACUCUUCUCAAGAUCAUAUAUUCUCUACAACGCUGGCCAAACUAGCGUAGUUGGAUACACCUAUGGUCAAAUCGCCGUUCAAAGAUGCGGUACUAAAUCCAAGUUCCUCUCUUUCUGA
Messenger RNA from Stylonychia lemnae, 999 nucleotides. NCBI's taxonomy places the organism in Eukaryota, Ciliophora, Spirotrichea, Sporadotrichida, Oxytrichidae. The record is from the annotation of a GenBank genome assembly.